UAUGAAGCAAUCUUUCUUCAUGUUGUCCCUUUUAAUAGACGGUCCAAAGUCACCUGGUAAUGAUAUCGAUGUCUACUUACAACCCUUGAUUGAUGAGCUCAACACUUUAUGGGAAGAUGGUAUCGAUACAUAUGAUGCGGCAAAUGAUGAAACCUUCAAGUUGAGAGAUGCCAUUUUGUGGACAAUCAAUGACUUCCCUGCAUAUGGUAUGUUAUCAGGUUGGAGCACUAAAGGGUAUACUGCAUGUCCUACUUGUUAUACUAACCAUGGUUCCAUAUACUUACCUUGUAGCAGAAAAUGUGUGUAUUUAAGACAUCGCCGCUUUCUAUCGACCAAUCACACAUGGAGAAAUGAUAGGAAAAAUUUCAAUGGUAAAGUGGAGAAAGAUACUGCUCCUAUUUCAUUAUCUAGACAUGAUGUAUUAAAUUAGUGGCAAAAUAACAAUAAUGUGGCAUUUGGAAUUUUUUUUUUGAAAAGCACCAACACCAAAAGGUUGGAAAAAAAGAGUAUUUUCUUUGAACUACCAUAUUGGAAAACAUUAUUGGUGCGUCACAACCUAGAUGUUAUGCAUGUUGAGAAAAAUGUUUGUGAUAACAUAUUGAGUACUCUAUUAUGUCGAGAUGGAAAAACAAAAGACAAUCUUAAUGCUCGUAGAGAUUUGCAAAUUUUAAACAUUAGAAAGCCUUUGCAUCCUAAAGAGAUAGCUAGUAGAGCAGGAAAGUUUGUAUUACCUCAUGCAUCCUAUAGCAUGAGCAAAGAGGAAAAAAAGAUUCUUAAAAGUUUUGAAUGACUUAAAACUUCCUGAUGAUUUUUCUUCAAACUUCUCAGGACAAGUUCAGAUUCGAGAAAGCAAGAUCAUUGGCUUGAAGAGUCAUGACUAUCAUGUUUUGAUGCAACAACUCCUUCCAUUAGCCAUGAGAACAUCACUUAGAAAUGAUGUAGGUCUUGUUUUGAAUGACUAUUGUAGCUUCUUCAGAGAAUUAUGCUCUAAGGUCAUUGAUGUACAUUUGAUAGAAAAACUUGAGCAAAGUAUUCCUAUUAUUCUAUGCAAGCUUGAAAGGAUUUUCCCUCCAACGUUCUUUGAUAUCAUGGUACAUUUGACUGUCCAUUUAGCGAAAGAGGCUAAGCUCGCAGGACCGGUUCAAUAUCGUUGGAUGUACCCUAUUGAGAGGUAUUUUCUUACACUAAAGAACUAUGUACGAAAUAGAAGCCGCCCAGAAGGUUCAAUUGCUAAGGGGUACUUGAUAGAGGAGGCCACAAUAUUUUGUGCACGUUACCUUGAUGAUGUGGAGUCAAAACUUAAUCGACCAAUACGACUUCAAGAAGGUCCCCUUGGUACAAGAAAGAGUAAAAAACUAUCGGCCUCAAAAUUGUACCAAGCAUAUCGCUUUAUACUUAAACUAUCGGCCUCAAAAUUGUACCAAGCAUAUCGCUUUAUACUUGAUAAUAUGAAAUCAAUACACCCAUAUCGAGAGUUAUAUGAUAAACUUGUAAAGCAAAGACAUUCUCAUUGGGACAACCGCCAAGUCCAAGUUGAAGGACAUAAAAAUUUCGUUGACUAGUUUAGAUCUCAUGUAAGCUUUCAAAACUACUUUACUUAAACUUUAUAAUUUUUCAUAAUAUCAAUUUCUAAUGCAUUUAUUACUUUGUCAUAGAUUAAUACGUUAAAGAGACAAAAUGUUCAUUUAGAUGAGGAAGUGAUCAAUCUCGCUUUUGGU
This is a messenger RNA of Asparagus officinalis (garden asparagus), 1718 nucleotides long. RefSeq lists its product as uncharacterized. The record is from RefSeq and is a predicted model, not a curated record. The transcript has 3 exons. NCBI's taxonomy places the organism in Eukaryota, Viridiplantae, Streptophyta, Magnoliopsida, Asparagales, Asparagaceae. Bases 891 to 1562 code for a protein of 223 amino acids.